Cyprinus carpio (common carp) is the source of this 1960-nucleotide messenger RNA. RefSeq lists its product as uncharacterized. The record is from RefSeq and is a predicted model, not a curated record. NCBI's taxonomy places the organism in Eukaryota, Metazoa, Chordata, Actinopteri, Cypriniformes, Cyprinidae. Gene Ontology annotation, molecular function: protein binding. Gene Ontology annotation, cellular component: extracellular matrix.
CUCACCAACUCAUUUCCAGAAAAUGUGGGUGAGUACAUGAGAGCUUAUAAAUCAGUGCAGUCGACAGUUGACUGUAAAGAAGAUAACCAUAAAGACAUGAGGAGGCAAAAAGGAAUCUGACAAAGAAAACAUUCCAUCCGUUUAAAAGAGAACUGGGAAACGCUUGUGUGUAAUAGGGAGAGCAAAGCACCGAUAUCACUGACAAAACAUCUUCUAAUUCAAGGAGUCAAUGGAUCUGGGGUGGUACAUGAUUAUUGGCAUGUGUGCCAUGAAUGCAAUUGCCUCUGCAUGUCCAGAGAACUGCCAGUGUGAAGAAAGCAAAAUCAUUUGCAAAGGCUUUAUAAUAAAAGAAUUUCCUCCCUCCAUUCCACCAACCACCAAAUUGAUCUUCAUCUCCAACACCAGCAUAGAAUCAUUAAAACCAGCUGAUUUUGAGAUUUUCGCUGAGAGCCUCACUGUGUUUGUAGCCAAGGACUCCAGAAUAGCUGUGGUGGAACCUCAUUCAUUUGACCAAACCCGAAAUCUCAUCGCCUUAGGUUUCAUUGGAACAAUGCUAACCUCUCUGCCACAGGAUCUGUUUCAGAAUCUAAAAGCAUUAUCAAAUCUAACGCUGAGUAACAACAAACUAGAAGUUCUCCAACCAUCUCUUCUCACCCCUCUUAAAGAUUUGAACACAUUAGACCUAAGCAGAAAUCUUCUAACCUCUCUGCCGGAAGAUGCUUUUCGGGGUUUAGAAAAGCUGGAACAACUCAUGUUGCAGAGAAACUCAAUCAGAAAGCUUUACAGCAGUUCUUUUCAAGGCCUCAAUCAUCUCAAAGCCCUAAUCCUGCAACAGAAUCAUUUAACAGAUAUACCAGCAGCCAUCUUUGAUGACCUGGUGAACCUUGAGACAUUGCAUCUUCAAGACAACAAAAUCACACAGUUACCAGCUAAUCUUUUUUCAAACUUGCCAAAGCUGAAGAAACUCUACCUCUCCAACAAUAGGUUAACAUCGCUUCCCAGUGCAAUUUUUUUUAAUCUUCCCAAUCUUACUCAUAUAUCACUGUACAAGAACCAACUCAGUAGGUUAAUGCCUGGGACUUUUGGGCCAAUGGCCCUCCAGGAGAUCUGGCUAUACGACAACAUGUUAACCUACCUCGAGGAGAAUGUGUUUAGCAAUUUAACUGAGAUUCGCCUUUUGGUGCUUAGUAGGAACCAGAUUCAGCACAUUUCUCCGGGUGCUUUCAAUGGCUUGAUGAACCUAGAGGAGAUCUCUCUCCACACUAAUCGAAUGACCAAUAUCGAGGAGGGAAUAUUCAAAGGUCUUCCAAAGUUAGUUAACAUAUCUUUAGAGAAUAAUCAAAUACAGCACAUAACCAUAAAACUCUUGGAUGGUGUGUCCCAUUUACAUCUCCUGGAGCUUCAAAACAAUUCUUUACCAAACUUGCCUAAAGAAUUUCUAAACUCUUUGUCUAUAGUUAAUAAUAUUAUAGUUUAUCAGAAUCCCUGGAAGUGUGACCAUGACAUAAUACCUUUUCAGGACUGGCUUGGAGAGUAUCCAGAGAAAGUAAAGAACCUUACUUCUCUGAUGUGCUAUACUCCUCCAGCCCUGAAUGGUAGAAAUAUAAGAGAGCUGAAGGAAGAGGACAUAAGUGGAGGUAAUGCUGUGGGUCAAGGUCUGUCCAAAGACAAACUCAUUAUCAUUGUAGCCAUUGUCUUUACUGCUGUCAUUGUCGGUAUCAUUGCCUGUGUGUUAUGGAGGAGGAAUAAGCGAGGAAGUCAAGACUUGGAACAUCAAAGAAAAACAAACUCAGUUAUCUAAAAUUACUAUUGUUACUACUAUGUUCAAUUUCAAUUUCAAUUAUUUUUUUUUAAACAGUCUCUAGCUGAUUUAUAGAGAACAUUCUUUAUUUGGCAAAUUCAUUUUAGUGAACGUUUGUUAUGGAUACUUUCUUUCUUUCUUUCUUUCUUUCUUUCUUUC